This is a messenger RNA of Nicotiana attenuata, 1030 nucleotides long. RefSeq lists its product as uncharacterized. The transcript is spliced from 3 exons. The coding region runs from base 125 to 811 and encodes 228 amino acids. Lineage: Eukaryota; Viridiplantae; Streptophyta; Magnoliopsida; Solanales; Solanaceae. The record is from RefSeq and is a predicted model, not a curated record.
CUGCUUCUCAGAAACCCUGAAAUAUUAUCUCUAGUUUGUAUUUAAAAGCAACCAAACACUUCUUGUACAUUUAAUCCACCAUUACUGAAAGGAAAUCCUCGUCAGAGAAGAAGUAGAAGCAGAGAUGACAUUAGUUUGGUCUCCAGAGACAGCUUCUAAAGCAUAUCUUGACACCAUACAAACGUGUGAAAUAUCAAGUAAAACCAGCGCUGCAGAAUUUUUGGCAGCCAUGGCUGGAGGGUACAACGCAAAACUAAUAGUUGAAACAUGGAAGAAAGAUGCAAAUGGCGAAGCAAAUAUCACCACGAGCAUAGGUCUAGCCAUUGCCGCGAAUCACACGCAUGGAAGGCACGUAUGCGUCGUAAGGGACGAAGCGUCCAGAGUAGAAUACGUCAGUGCCAUGCAAAAAUUAUCACGCGACGUAUCCUUGCCGGAAGUCAUGGUGGGAGAGGUGGAGAAGAUAAUUAGAUCAAAGCUGAGUAGGGUUGAUUUUCUUGUUGUUGAUGGUUGGACAAAAGACUUUACUAGAGCUUUCAAUAGUGUUAAACUGAACCAACAUGGAGCAAUUUUAGUAUGUAAAAAUGAAAGCAAAGGGAAUAAUAUAAGUAGCACUAAGUUCAGCUGGAAAGGGGUCCUUGAUGCCAAAGUCUGUGUUAUAAUAAGAGCAGUAACAGUUCCAGUUGGAAAUGGAUUAGAGAUUGCUUAUAUAGCAAGCAAUGAUGGAAAUCUGAAGUACUCCACAAAAAAUCCCAACCGUUGGAUUAGUCAUGUUGAUCGAGGCUCAGGUGAAGAGCAUGUGUUUCGACGAUGAAUAAGUCCUAUUUAAUUAAUUGGGUGUGAUUAACAUGAAUAAGAGCUCAAAUACGAAACAAUUAAUUUCCUCUUUCUUUGUAUAUACAGAAGGAUAAAAUGUAUUUGGUUUAAUUAAUUUCUGCAUACAAGUCGUGCUUAACUUUUCUGGUGAUGCAUAUGUAAUCUAGUGAAAAAUUCGUGUAUUAUGUACUUACAUGUGAACGUACAAGACCUUUAA